CAUUGGCUCCCCUUUUCCGAAUUAUUAUUACUCUUUCCAUUUGUUAGGGUUUCGUUUCCAUUCUUUAUUCUCUCUCUUCUCUCCGGUCGGUGCAUUUGCCGGGAAAAUCCAAGUUUCCCGACGAAAUUCCCGACCGACGAUUUGUUCCUUUUUUCUCGAAGCUAGAAAAACCUCCCGCGCUUUUUGAGGCCAAAGAAUCUUUACUUUUCUUUCCAAUCGCUUCAUUUUCCCGCUUCACCUCUCCUCAUUUUGCUUUAUUAAUAACUUGAGCUGUAAUUUUAAGAGGAUUUAGCGAUUUGAUUGUAAUCUUUGGAUUUGACAUAAAAAUCAAAUAAGUUUCAAAUUCUGCAGGUAUUGGAGAUGGCAAGUCAAGGCGGUUCAUCGAGACGAAGUUUAUCAGUGGUAAACUCGGCGUCAGGGAGGAAAAAAUCAUCGGAGAAUGCAGGUUCCGACUCUGGCCGAAAACUCUUACCAUCUUCUCGUCCUAUGGGACUAGCUGGAGAGCGUACUGUGAAGAGGUUGCGACUGUCAAAGGCCCUGACGGUACCUGAAAGUACAAACAUUUAUGAGGCUUGCCGUAGGAUGGCUGCUCGUAGGGUUGAUGCUUUAUUGCUUACUGAUUCUAAUGCAUUACUUUGUGGGAUCCUCACAGACAAGGACAUAGCAACAAGAGUGAUUGCUCAGGAGCUUAAUCUGGAGGAGACACCAGUUUCCAAAGUAAUGACUAGGAACCCUGUAUUUGUUCUUUCUGACACUCUUGCUGUAGAGGCGCUGCAGAAGAUGGUGCAAGGAAAAUUUAGACACUUGCCUGUUGUAGAGAAUGGGGAAGUCAUUGCUUUGCUCGAUAUAGCUAAGUGUUUGUAUGAUGCUAUUGCUCGAAUGGAAAGGGCAGCUGAAAAGGGAAAAGCCAUUGCGGCCGCUGUUGAAGGUGUUGAAAAAAACUGGGGAACAUCUUUCGCUGGUCAGAAUACAUUCAUUGAGGCACUUCGAGAGCGUAUGUUCAGGCCCUCACUGUCUACGAUUAUCUCAGACAAUUCAAAGAUUGUAAAAGUUUCACCAACUGACUCAGUUUUAGCAACUGCAAAAAAGAUGCUUGAAUCUCGAUUAAGCUCUGCAGUUGUGACAGUUGAAAACAAACCACGAGGAAUUCUAACUUCUAAGGAUAUAUUGAUGCGGGUAAUAUCACAAAAUCUGCCUCCAGAGACGACACUAGUGGAGAAGGUCAUGACUCCUAACCCAGAAUGUGCAACAGUUGACACACCAAUUGUUGAUGCCUUGCAUACCAUGCAUGAUGGGAAAUUUUUACACCUUCCUGUGGUUGAUAGAGAUGGAGAGAUAGUUGCUGUUGUUGAUGUAAUCCACAUUACUCAUGCUGCUGUUGCCACAGUAAGUCAAGUUGGGAGUACUUCUGGAAUCAAUAAUGAGGCUGCCACAACAAUGAUGCAGAAGUUUUGGGAUUCUGCAAUGGCCUUACCUCCCAAUGAAGAUGAUGAUGAGACGCGAAGUGAUAAUUCCUUGAAGCUAGCUUCUGAUGGAGGGGAGACAGCAAGAUCUCUUCCCUAUCCUUCGUCCAGUAUGCCAAAUACAUUUGGUUUCAAAAUACAAGAUAAAAAGGGCCGAAUGCACAGAUUUACUUGUGAUACACGAAGUAUGACAGAUCUAAUAACUGCAAUCCUUCAGAGGCUGGAGGAUGACAUUGAUAGGGACAGUGUGCCUCAAAUUCUGUAUGAAGAUGAAGACCAUGACAAAGUUGUAUUGUCAUCAGACAAUGAUCUUGCAGCGGCUGUGGAACAUGCAAAAUUAGUUGGUUGGAAGGGUUUGAGAUUGCAUUUAGAUUAUUCAGGAAAACAAGGUCGUCGAAGGGGUUUCAGUUCGGGAAGCUUGGAUUAUGCUCAUUCUGAUGCUUGGGCUGCUGCAUACAGUGCUGUUGCAGCGGGGGCUGCAGUAGUUGCUGGGUUGGGCUUGUUAGCAUACUUAAGGAAAGCCGGCAAUUAGCAUUGUUAAAUGCUUUGCCAUUUUAUAAAAUGAAAUAUGUCACGGGCGAUGCAACUUUCUUUGGGACUGAAUGGUCAACUUGGGUUUGGCUCGGAGGCAAUCCUUGUGCUAGAUUUCGUUUUCCUUUUCUUUUGGGUCAAUACUCAUGACUCAACAAUAUACCAAAUCAAGAAAUCAAUUUUUUUUUUGUUC
Molecule: messenger RNA, 2187 nt
Organism: Theobroma umbraticum
Lineage: Eukaryota; Viridiplantae; Streptophyta; Magnoliopsida; Malvales; Malvaceae
Product: CBS domain-containing protein CBSCBSPB5-like
Molecular function (GO): protein binding
Source: RefSeq, a predicted model, not a curated record